This is a messenger RNA of Plasmodium adleri (nom. inval.), 1992 nucleotides long. Its product is annotated as dihydrolipoyl dehydrogenase, apicoplast. The transcript has a single exon. Gene Ontology annotation, molecular function: flavin adenine dinucleotide binding; dihydrolipoyl dehydrogenase (NADH) activity. Gene Ontology annotation, cellular component: oxoglutarate dehydrogenase complex; mitochondrion. Lineage: Eukaryota; Apicomplexa; Aconoidasida; Haemosporida; Plasmodiidae. Bases 1 to 1992 code for a protein of 663 amino acids. The record is from RefSeq and is a predicted model, not a curated record.
AUGGUCAUAAGGAAAAAUAUUAAAAAUAUCCUUAAGCUUAAUGUGGUUACUCUAUUUUGGUUAUCUUAUGUUUUUCUUCUUAAUCCAUAUGGAAAUUUGAAAAAUAUGAUGGUGUGUAAUGCUGUCCUUCUUCCAUUUAAUGAAAAAAAUAAAGGCAUAAAUAAUUUUAUGUAUAUUAACCCAAGGAAUAUUAUUUUGAAUAAAAUAAAAAGAGAUGACAUAAAACUAGAAAAAGAUAAUAUGAUCCUAUCCCAACACAAUAGAAAAAGAGAUAAUUAUAUUAAACCACAAAAAGGAAAUGAAAAAAAUAUGAAUAAUUUUACAUUUAUGUUAAAAGGAAGUACACAAAAUAUUAUGAACAUUAAAGAAAAAGAAUAUGAUCUUGCUAUUAUCGGAUGCGGUGUUGGAGGUCAUGCUGCUGCAAUUAAUGCUAUGGAAAGAAAUUUAAAAGUUAUUAUAUUUGCAGGUGAUCAAAAUUGUAUUGGAGGAACAUGUGUUAAUGUUGGCUGUAUACCAAGCAAAGCGUUAUUAUACGCUACAAAUAAAUAUAGAGAAUUAAAAAAUUUAGAUAAAUUAUAUUAUUAUGGUAUCUAUAGCAAUAUUUUUCAAAAUAAUAAAAAUACUGAAAUAGAAAGUAACGAACUCGUUUCAAAUAGCUUCCAAAUUAACGUUAAUAAAUUAAAAGAAUACACACAAAGUGUUAUUGAAAAAUUAAGAAAUGGAAUUUCACAUGGAUUUAAAACAUUAAAAUUUAAUAAAAAUUCUGAACAUGUUCAGGUAAUUUAUGAACACGGUCAGCUAUUGGAUAAAAAUACUAUAAAAAGUAAAAAAAGUGGUAAUACAUAUAAAGUAAAAAAUAUCAUUAUAGCAACAGGAUCUGUACCUAAUAUUCCAGACAAUGUUGAGAUAGAUGACAAAAGUGUUUUUACAAGUGAUAUGGCAGUAAAAUUAGUUGGUUUAAAAAAUUAUAUGAGUAUAAUUGGUAUGGGAAUAAUUGGUUUAGAAUUUGCAGAUAUAUACACAGCUUUAGGGUCAGAAAUCACAUUUUUGGAAUAUUCAUCAGAAUUAUUACCAAUAAUUGAUAAUGAUGUAGCAAAAUAUUUUGAAAAGGUAUUUUUAAAAAAUAAGCCUGUAAAUUAUCAUUUAAAUACCGAGGUUAAAUAUAUAAAGGCUUCUAAAAAUAAUAAUCCGGUUAUUAUUGGAUAUUCACAUAGAAUUAACAAUGAGGAUAAUGGGAAAAAAAAUAUGACAGACGUUAAAGAAUUAUAUGUUGAUAGUUGUUUAGUUGCUACUGGACGAAAACCAAAUACACAAAAUUUAGGUUUGGAACAAAUGAAAAUACAAAUGAAUAAAGGAUAUGUAUCAGUAAAUGACAAUUUACAAGUAAAAAUGGAAAAUAAUGAAAUUUAUGAUAAUAUAUUUUGUAUAGGAGAUGCAAAUGGAAAACAAAUGUUAGCACAUACAGCAUCAUAUCAAGCUUUAAAAGUUAUUGAUUUUAUUGAAAAAAAUAAUGUAAACAUAAAUGGUGAAAAUAAUUUGAAUAAACCCAUAUUAUAUAAAAAUAUACCUUCUGUUUGUUAUACAAAUCCUGAAUUAGCUUUUAUCGGAUUAACAGAAAAAGAAGCAAAAGCAUUAUAUCCAGAUAACAUAGGUAUUGAAAUUUCCUAUUAUAAAUCAAAUUCAAAAAUAUUGUGUGAAAAUAAUAUUUCCUUAAAUAGUAAUAAAAAAAAUAAUUCAUAUAAUAAAGGACAUUAUAACAUAAAUGAUAAUACAAGUGGUAUGGUAAAAAUAAUAUAUAAAGAAGACACAAAGGAAAUUUUAGGAAUCUUCAUAGUUGGAAAUUAUGCUUCUGUUUUAAUUCAUGAAGCAGUACUUGCAAUUAAUCUAAAAUUAUCAGCAUUCGAUUUGGCAUAUAUGGUUCAUUCUCAUCCAACAGUAAGUGAAGUUCUGGACACUGCUUUUAAAUCUAUAUCAAAAAUAAGAACUCACUAA